AUGGUCAGGAACAUCUUGAAUUUUGAACUUCCAGCAGGAUCCCUCAAUGUGUUUCUGGUUCUCACUCUCACAAUCUGGCUAACCUUUUAUGACCGAAUUCUGAUGCCAUUGUUAGCAAGAUUCACCGGCAGGCCACGUGGCGGGCUUAGUCCUAAAGUGAGGAUAGGAAUUGGUUUGCUAGUCCCAGUUGCAGCAAGGGCAAUGUCAGCAGUAGUAGAAACCAUAAGAAGGAAAACUGCUAUUGGGGAAGGACUAGAAGACGAACCUGACGAAUUCUACUACUCUCAGUUCCCUAAAAGCAUGUCUACCAUUGCGGUGGCUCUUUUCACUUUCGGAACCGCGGUGGCUGAUCUGAUAGGGAGUGGUUUGGUGGAUGUUGUGGACAGGGUUACAUCCAAGGGAGGGAAGGAGGGCUGGUUGUCAAGUAAUCUUAACAAGGGUCGGUUAGAUGAUUAUUACUGGCUGAUCACUGUCUUGACUAUAAUUAAUUUUGUGUAUUAUCUUGUAUGUUUUUGGGCUUAUGGACCUGCCGAGGACAAGGAGGAGCGUCUGCUGGAGUAG
This is a messenger RNA of Populus nigra (black poplar), 561 nucleotides long. Its product is annotated as protein NRT1/ PTR FAMILY 1.2-like. Bases 1 to 561 code for a protein of 186 amino acids. Gene Ontology annotation, biological process: transmembrane transport. NCBI's taxonomy places the organism in Eukaryota, Viridiplantae, Streptophyta, Magnoliopsida, Malpighiales, Salicaceae. The record is from RefSeq and is a predicted model, not a curated record. The transcript has 2 exons. Gene Ontology annotation, cellular component: plasma membrane. Gene Ontology annotation, molecular function: transmembrane transporter activity.